ACAAUGCAGUUCCUAGCCUGGUUCAAUUUGCUGUUUGUCCUUCCUUGUUUUGGUACAACCAAAACCUGCUUCCCUGGCUGCCACUGCGAAGUGGAAAGCUUUGGUCUCUUUGACAGUUUUAGCUUGACCAAGGUGGACUGCAGUGGAAUAGGCUCACACAUUGUUCCUGUCCCAAUCCCUCUGGACACCUCCUACUUGGAUCUAUCAUCAAACAAACUGGAAACAAUCAAUGAAUCGAUGCUUACUGGCCCUGGAUACACCACCUUGGUGAGCCUCGACCUGAGCUACAACAAAAUUGCCAAGAUUUCCUCCACAACUUUCUCCAGGCUUCGGUACCUGGAGUCCUUGGAUCUGAGUCAUAACUCUCUGGAAGUCCUUCCAGAGGACUGUUUCUCCAGUUCUCCUCUGGGCGAUAUAGAUUUGAGCAAUAACAAGCUUUUGGAUAUAGCUAUGGACGUUUUUGCUUCCAAAGGUCAAGGAAAACCCCUGAAUGUGGAUUUAUCCAAUAAUAUGCUCAGCACCAUUACGAGGCACCGUGAAAAGAGCAUCCCCAACAUCCAGAACUUAAAUCUUUCUGGAAACAAACUAAGGUCUGUGCCAAACCUUCAAGGGAUUCCUCUCCGAUACUUAAACCUUGACGGGAAUCCUCUAGUCAAUAUUGAGAAAGGAGACUUCACGGGGCUGAAAGAUUUGAUUCAUUUAUCCCUCAGCAGCCUGCGUGGCUUUGGAGAGUUAUCUCCUUAUAGCUUUAAGGAACUACCAGCCCUCCAAGUUCUGGAUUUAUCCAGCAAUCCCGACCUGAAGUCACUGACUGCUGAAGUUAUCUUUGGUCUGAACUCUCUACAAGAGCUCAACCUCUCUGGGACAGGCGUGUCAUCCUUGCCAAAAACGGUGCUGAAAUACCUGCCUUCCAUCAAAAGCAUCACCUUGGAGAAGAACAUACAGUGUCUUAAGACGAUCAAAGAAGGACAGUACCACCGACAGAUUGGCCUGACCAAAAAAGAGGUCCUCAGUUGCCACGACAGCCACGGGUCCGUAGCAGCGGCGCCUUACGUUUUGUGAUGAAACUGGGGAGAGGGGGUGGUGGGGAAGGGAGGGCGGGGGGCCGUGGGAUUUGUACAGAUGUCGGACUGAGGUGGCUUGCAGUGUGCCUUUUGUACAACUGUCAAUAAUUUAUAUAUUUGUAUAUGCCAAUACUUGAUUGUUUGUGGAUUUUAUAAACUCUCAAAUCCUGGCCCGCAUCAUCUGCAGGCUCCAGAUUUUGCCCAGUGCAUCGAGGUCCUGCAUGCAGCCCGUUAGCUCAAGAGCGGUGUUGCCGGACAAGGGGGGACCAAGCUGCUCUGCAGGUCCCAGGGCAGAACAGCCGGUCUGGAGCAAACCUUCGUGCCCCAGACACGUUUGUAGGAGCAAAGCUACGUCUCUCCAGAGCACACACCAAAACAUACCGACU
Messenger RNA from Fulmarus glacialis (Northern fulmar), 1450 nucleotides. RefSeq names its product tsukushi, small leucine rich proteoglycan (gene TSKU). Lineage: Eukaryota; Metazoa; Chordata; Aves; Procellariiformes; Procellariidae. The record is from RefSeq and is a predicted model, not a curated record. The transcript has a single exon. Gene Ontology annotation, molecular function: protein binding. Gene Ontology annotation, cellular component: extracellular matrix. Bases 4 to 1062 code for a protein of 352 amino acids.